GUGAGUAGUACUUGAUGAAACGCGCGGGUUGCGCUUCCUGGAUCAGCGAGGCGCCCGUGGGUGAAGCGGACCAAAUCCAGAUAUAAAAAAGCACGGGGCGACGCACGCUUCCGACGAUUAAUUGCAACUUGAGCGAGCACGCUCCCUGUCCCAUGGAGCCACAUCACCCUCGGCGCGCUCCGACGGGGGCCAUGGAUCCCCCGACGCCUGCGGGGGCGAGGCCGGCGAUGUCCCACUCCUCCGCCUUCCUCCUCCCCUCCUCCGCAACCCCCGCCGGCUCCGGGGACGCGUACGCGGUCGUCGUCCUCAACCAGCGCCUGCCCCGCUUCGCCCCUCUCCUCUGGGACCGCGCGCAGGUGCGGGUGUGCGCCGACGGGGGCGCUAAUCGCGUGUUCGACGGCAUGCCGGAGCUGCUCCCCGGCCACGCCCCCGACGAUGUACGCUCCAGAUACAAACCAGAUGUGAUCAAAGGGGAUAUGGAUUCAGUGCGACCAGAAGUGAAGGAAUAUUAUUCCAAUUUGGGCACCAAAAUAGUUGAUCAAUCACACGAUCAGGACACCACCGACUUGCACAAAUGUGUAGCAUUUAUCACUGACAAGUCUCCUGGCCCAGACAAAUCGAAUCUAUGCAUCCUUGUCCUCGGAGCACUGGGAGGUAGGUUUGAUCACGAGAUGGGAAACAUCAAUGUACUCCAUCUCUUCCCAAACAUUAAGAUCGUCCUCCUAUCAGAUGAUUGCCUGAUCUUUCUGCUCCCAAGAACGCACAGUCACAACAUCCACAUUGAACGGUCAGUUGAGGGCCCCCACUGUGGAUUGAUUCCCAUUGGCACGCCUUCGACCAGCACCACUACCACCGGGCUCCGAUGGAAUUUAGAUAAUGCUCAUAUGAGCUUUGGUGGGUUGAUUAGCACAUCGAACAUUGUUGAUGAGGACCAGGUUAUGGUCACUUCAGAUUCUGACCUGAUCUGGACAAUAUCUCUCCGACACUGAGUUUUUGGAUGAAUUUUCUCGUCAGACAAUACUUGUAUGAGCUACGGUGGAUUGAUUAGCCCGUCCAACAUCGUUGAUGAGGACCAGGUUAUGGUCACUUUAGAUUCUGACCUGAUUUGGACAAUAUCUCUCUGGCACCGAGCUUAUGCUAUGCAGAACGUUUGAGAUAUCGCCAAUUUUGUCUCGUUUAAUUUAUGUCUAUGACAACUACACCCAGCAGUGAUGUGAUAAAUUUUGGCGUGUUAGAAUUUCAAGCCUUGUAAAUUUCUAAUUUCUAAUUUGGUAGCUUUGGCAAUUAAAUAUAGUUGCCCCCACAAAGAAUUGCGGUGUGUCUGUGAAAAAUAUAUAUUUGUUAAUAGCUUGUGAAAAUA
Hordeum vulgare subsp. vulgare (domesticated barley) is the source of this 1360-nucleotide messenger RNA. Its product is annotated as thiamine pyrophosphokinase 3. Bases 153 to 989 code for a protein of 278 amino acids. The record is from RefSeq and is a predicted model, not a curated record. Gene Ontology annotation, molecular function: ATP binding; thiamine diphosphokinase activity; thiamine binding. The transcript is spliced from 6 exons. Gene Ontology annotation, biological process: thiamine diphosphate biosynthetic process; thiamine metabolic process. NCBI's taxonomy places the organism in Eukaryota, Viridiplantae, Streptophyta, Magnoliopsida, Poales, Poaceae.